This is a messenger RNA of Neltuma alba, 1629 nucleotides long. RefSeq names its product probable protein S-acyltransferase 12. Bases 72 to 1226 code for a protein of 384 amino acids. The transcript has 7 exons. Lineage: Eukaryota; Viridiplantae; Streptophyta; Magnoliopsida; Fabales; Fabaceae. Gene Ontology annotation, molecular function: palmitoyltransferase activity. The record is from RefSeq and is a predicted model, not a curated record.
GAAUACCUCGCAGCACAGAAUUUUCACUUCGUCGUCAUACGAUGGGUUGCGAUUGGACCCGACCCGAAUAAAUGAUUCUCUCUUCCCUUCGAGUUUCUCUGUUUUUCAAGUCCAGAUUUUUGGGUUCAAGCUCUCCCCAUCAACUUGUGUUCAAGAUAUCCAGUUUCCAAACGCAGAAAACCUCAAUCCUGGCUUCGGAUAUCUGGAAACGCCUGUUCCCGGCGCGAGCGAGGAGACCCUUACCCGUCCCAAGGAUCCCCCUUCUUGGAAUUGGGCGACGAACUAAUCCCAACCCCGGAAUGGAUUUAAACCUUUUCAAGUUGUGCUCUGGCCUCAGAGUUUUGGGCUACUUCAUGAUCUUAUUGUUUGCCGCUAUCGUUGCUGUUACUUACUACGCCGUUGUUGUGGUCACCUGGGGUCCUCUCUUGUUCCGUGGUGGAGCCUCCUCGUUCUUGGCUGUUGCCAUAAUCAUAGCUUUUCACAUUCUGCUCAUAAUGUUAACCUGGUGCUACUUUAUGGUGGUAUUCAAUGAUCCCGGUUAUGUCCCUGAAAAUUGGAGACUUUUAUCAGAGGAUGAGAGUUUAGAAGCUGGCAUACCUACAAUGUUCUCGAAUCAUUUUGCACCUGAGACUUCAGCUUCUGUGCGGUCUUCUGAUGGAAUGGAAAGAAGACGAGAAACUGGAUAUUGUAGUCGUUGCCAAAAUGGCAAGCCACCACGUUGCCAUCAUUGUUCAAUUUGCCAAAGAUGUGUUCUUAAGAUGGAUCAUCAUUGUAUUUGGGUGGUGAAUUGUGUUGGUGCGCGUAACUACAAGUUUUUUCUUCUCUUUUUGCUUUAUACGUUCCUUGAGACAACGCUGGAUUGUUUAGCUCUAGUGCCUAGUUUUAUCAGAUUCUUUGGAGGAGCCAAGAAUCAUUCAUUAUCUCCUGGGAGCUUUGCCAUUGUCUUUUUGGCUUCUAUUCUUAAUUUAGCCUUUGCACUGAGUCUUCUUUGUUUCGUUGUUAUGCACUUAUCUCUUCUGUUAAGCAACACAACAUCGGUAGAGGUGUAUGAGAAGAAAAGAGGAGUAAGAUGGAGAUAUGACCUCGGUCGGAAGAAAAAUUUUGAACAGGUUUUUGGGACAAAGAAAGCUCUAUGGUUGCUUCCCUUGAUUUCAAAAGAAGAUUUGGAUAACAUAGCAGCUCUGAGGGGCCUCGAGUUCCCUACACGUUCAGAUGUUGAGGCGUGAGGCUUAAACGUCAAGCUCACAGGCCUUCAAUCCUGUUUGCAACUAAUGAUGCCUUGCUCUGCUCUGCAGGGCCAGCCACACAAAUAAUGCUGCAUCUUGCUGCUUGUUCGGCAGACGUAGUUGUGUGUGUGUAUACGUGUAAAUUUGGUGAUAUUCUUUCUGUUAAUCCUGUAUUAUCAUUAUUAGUUUAAAUAGCUUCCAUUUACGGUUGAGCUUUAAUGGUAUCCCUGUGUGUUUGAAAGAGAUCAGACUGUUUUUAGUUAGUGGCAAGUACAACGAGAUCUUUAACUUGUCUUUUUUUGCCCUUUUUGUUUGAUGGGGAUGGAGAACUUUCUAUUUAUUUGAACCCCAUCCCCGUGUAUUAUUGUCGUGUACUUGAUUAGAUUAAAUGUUAUUCUCAUAA